Molecule: messenger RNA, 766 nt
Organism: Erinaceus europaeus (western European hedgehog)
Lineage: Eukaryota; Metazoa; Chordata; Mammalia; Eulipotyphla; Erinaceidae
Gene: NUDT2
Product: nudix hydrolase 2
Exons: 3
Coding region: 125-568 (147 amino acids)
Biological process (GO): ATP biosynthetic process; AMP biosynthetic process
Molecular function (GO): bis(5'-nucleosyl)-tetraphosphatase (asymmetrical) activity
Source: RefSeq, a predicted model, not a curated record
AAGAUCCUCAUGGUGCGUGCUAUUGGUUCCCACAGCUCUCCAGAGCUCUCCUGAUUGGUUGAUGUACUCCCCACUGUUCAAGGCCCGCCUCUCGCCUCCUCCUGUUUAAGUCCUCAGAUAGACCAUGGCCCUGCGAGCAUGUGGCUUGAUCAUCUUCCGAAGACACCUCCUUCCCAAGGUGGACAACAAUUCCAUUGAGUUUCUUCUUCUGCAGGCCUCAAAUGGCAUCCAUCACUGGACACCUCCCAAAGGCCACGUAGAACCAGGAGAAAAUGACCUGGACACAGCUUUGCGAGAAACACAGGAAGAAGCUGGCAUCGGAGCCGGCCAGCUGAUCAUCAUUGAAGGGUUCAAAAAGGAGCUCAAUUAUGUGGCCUGGAAUAAGCCUAAAACAGUCAUCUACUGGCUGGCAGAGGUAAAGGACUACAACGUAGAGAUCCGCCUCUCCCAUGAGCACCAGGCCUACCGCUGGCUGGGACUGGACGAGGCCUGCCAGUUGGCUCAGUUUGAGGAGAUGAAGGCAGUGCUCCAAGAAGGACACCAGUUUCUCUGCUCUACAAAGGCCUGAAAUGAUCCCACCUACAUCCCAGGGAAGGUUGUACUCACCUUUGGCUCAUCAAAACAAAGAACAGAUGUGAAAUCAGAAGUUAGCUCAGGUGAGAGCAAGCAAAAAUCUCAUCUGGGUAGAAAGACAAAGGAGAAAUGAAAAAAGACCAAACCCUGUAAUUGCAUCCUUGUACUUUAUAAAUAAACCUCAAGUAGCUUA